AUGGCACAUAUACCCGUCACCCCAAACACCGAUCCGGUGCACGACCAGGUCUGGCGACACAUUGUCACCCAAAGACAGGUGCCAGAAUCCUUCGUCAACGGUUUCUGGUACCAAGUCCUCCGCCACUAUUUCCCCUUCCCAGACUUUAUGAUCUGUCCGGAAGCGCGCGGGGAACAGGCGCAAGGAGGUGCCCGAGCCGACCUUCUAGUGCGGCAAGUCCGGCUCAGGCCUAACACCGCCGACGUAUAUGACACGCGGCCCAUUCUUGCCUUUGAGGGGAAACGAGGUCCUUCGGCCGGGCAAGCCACCACGUUUGGGGUCUUAAGCCAUAGCGAUCAGCUAUCGACUUACAUAAGCAACUGCACACAGUUCGAGGGCUUGAAAUACGGCAUACUGGCAUCGGGCUCGAUGUUCGUCAUGAUGGGCUGGCAGAGAGCGGCUAGAUCCGAUGACAUCAGACAAGUUAAAUGGACAGAGGGGCGACCGCAGUUUGGGGGGUCGACCGUUGUGCACGACGUAAACGAUCGGAACCACUUAGCCCAGCUCGACACGAUCCUGAAGCACAUACAUCGACUGGCGAUGGAGGUUAAUGGAGGUGACGGUGCUACCCACGGUUGGAGCGAGGCUAUUUGGCCCCGGUAG
This is a messenger RNA of Pyricularia grisea, 642 nucleotides long. RefSeq lists its product as uncharacterized. The transcript has a single exon. The record is from RefSeq and is a predicted model, not a curated record. Bases 1 to 642 code for a protein of 213 amino acids. NCBI's taxonomy places the organism in Eukaryota, Fungi, Ascomycota, Sordariomycetes, Magnaporthales, Pyriculariaceae.